Molecule: messenger RNA, 2349 nt
Organism: Athene cunicularia (burrowing owl)
Lineage: Eukaryota; Metazoa; Chordata; Aves; Strigiformes; Strigidae
Gene: SVOPL
Product: SVOP like
Exons: 16
Coding region: 1-1851 (616 amino acids)
Biological process (GO): transmembrane transport
Molecular function (GO): transmembrane transporter activity
Source: RefSeq, a predicted model, not a curated record
AUGUGGGCACUGGAGUGUGUCCAUGACCCAUGUGUGGCCUUGUGCCACCAGUUCUUCAGGCAUGGAAAGCCAGAUAUUGAGUUCUUGUCCAGUCUCUUGGUCCUCUGGACUGAUGAUGAUGAACUGGGUUUUGGACUCAACUUUCAUAACCUAAGGAUUCAACACUUUCUUGGAACUCAGCCUCGGGAUCCUGCAGCAAACAUCACUUUCCUUAGUGUUCGUGUGAUGUCUCUCUGUCAUGGCCUUGGCCAGCAUGGAGACCUUUCUUCUCACCCUCACUCUCUUGUUUCUUCUGGAACUUUCACACAUGGAGACAUUUCCAUCCAUGCUUUGCGAGCUGAGAUGGCCACUGCACCAAAAGAGACAGAAAAUGCUAUCGGCUUGGAAGAAAUACACACAGAGAGACAAGAACCCCCAAAAGGGCUGAAGACAUUUACAGUGGAAGAAGCUGUGGAAGCCAUUGGGUUUGGGAGGUUCCACAUCAUGCUGUUCCUCAUUAUGGGCAGCACUGGGGUGACUGAAGCCAUGGAGAUCAUGCUAAUAGCCGUUGUGUCCCCUCUCAUCCGAUGCGAGUGGCAGCUUCAAGAUUGGCAGGUGGCUUUAGUGACAACGAUGGUGUUUUUUGGCUACAUGGUCUUCAGCAUAGUGCUCGGGCUCCUGGCUGACAGGUACGGCCGCUGGAAGAUUCUGCUGCUCUCGUUCCUCUGGGCAGCCUAUUUCUCCCUGCUGACCUCGUUUGCCCCAUCCUACAUCUGGUUCGUGUUCCUGCGGGCCAUGGUAGGAGGUGGCGUGUCGGGCCAUGCACAAGGGCUUAUCAUAAAAACAGAAUUUUUGCCCAUCAAAUACCGAGGAUACAUGCUGCCCUUAUCUCAGGUGUUUUGGUUGGCAGGAUCCUUGUUAAUCAUUGGCCUGGCAUCAGUGGUGAACCCAACCAUCGGCUGGCGGUGGCUGAUCAGAAUUGCCUCCAUUCCCGGCAUCCUUCUCAUUCUGGUGUUCAAGUUCAUCCCAGAGUCAGCACGGUACAACAUGUCCACAGGAAACAUAGCGGCUGCGCUGGCCACGCUGCAGAGGAUAGCCAAAAUCAAUGGGGCGGUGAUGCCUGAGGGGGUGCUGAGGGAGCCCGCCAAGGAAAGGAGAGGCAGGUUCAAGGACCUUAUACACCCCAAAUACCUCAGAACCACUUUGCAGAUAUGGAUCAUAUGGCUUGGCAUAGCUUUCGCUUAUUACGGCGUCAUCUUGGCCAGUGCUGAGUUACUGGAGCGGGACCUCAUCUGUGGCUCCACGGCACCACCAGUGCAGGACCCUGGUGAUGACUCCGAGGAGACCCGCAGCCCCUGCCACUGCCGCUUGUUUGGGCCCUCUGCCUACCAGACCAUGAUCAUCAGCACAGCUGGAGAGAUCGCAUUAAAUCCUUUAAACAUCCUCAGCAUCAAUUUCCUUGGAAGACGCCUGAGCCUGUGUAUCACCAUGGGAUGCACUGCGCUAUUCUUUCUUCUUCUUAACAUCUGCACCUCGAGCACAGGCAUGAUUGGGUUCCUCUUCAUGCUGCGUGCCCUGGUUUCAGCAAACUUCAACACCAUCUACAUUUACACAGCAGAGGUUUAUCCCACCACAAUGCGAGCCCUGGGGAUGGGAACAAGUGGGUCAUUGUGCCGUGUUGGAGCUAUGGUGGCCCCAUUUAUAUCACAAGUUCUCAUGAGUGCUUCUUUCAUUGGGGCCCUGUGUCUUUUCUCAUCUGUGUGUGUCGUGUGUGCCAUCUCUGCGGUCACACUGCCCAUUGAGACCAAGGGCAGGGCACUGCAGGUUUGUAUUACUACUCCAGGAGCAACUGUGUAUCUAAACACUGUUUAGAAACUACUAGAUUAUGAUUCAGUCAGAAUCCAAACCAAACUCUCCUGAGGGGUGGUAAACCAAAGUAAGGCCUGAUGGGUAAGCACAGAAAAGUGCUGCUGCAGCAGCUUAAAGCACCAUCACCCCUACUCAGAGGUCAUUUCUCAUAAAAGAACAAACCAGAAAGCCUGCCCUAGCCCCAGCUCUCUCAUGCUAGCAUGUUAGUACAAGCUCCUCUUCACUAGUAUCUCCAGUCCUGACUUGAAGGUGCUGUUUCCCAGGCACAUACUCUGUUCUGCCUGUGCUGUAGGGAGAGAGAGAACAGCAGAUGCAAUAAAUAUCUUAAAACUACUAAAGCCAUUUCUUCAUCAAAUUCAAGUCAAAAGCCCCAACUGCAUCAGUCCUUUAGAUAGGUCCUUGUGGCUAAUCUUUCCUGUAAAACAAUCAGUCAAAACACUAAGCACAAAGAUUCAGGGGGAAAAGUUUAAAUUCAGCCCCCCCUGCACAAGUUGCACUAGU